Messenger RNA from Biomphalaria glabrata, 7453 nucleotides. Its product is annotated as neural cell adhesion molecule 1-like. The record is from RefSeq and is a predicted model, not a curated record. The transcript is spliced from 21 exons. Bases 273 to 3068 code for a protein of 931 amino acids. NCBI's taxonomy places the organism in Eukaryota, Metazoa, Mollusca, Gastropoda, Planorbidae. Gene Ontology annotation, molecular function: protein binding.
UCAAAAAGUGGUUGACACUGUGUCACACUGGCUUGCGUCCCCUAACUAGGAAGUGGGUAUCCAAUCGUGCUAAUAGAAAAACAUUGCUUUCAAAUUGUUUCAAAAUCUAGACUCCAAGUGAAUUAAUGCUUACAUAUUAUAAUUAUAGAUCUACACCAACCUAUGGCUAUUUAAUCUUAAUAAGAUAAUGCUGCUGUAGUUUGAAGCUAUUAACUGCUCUAAGACUGAGGCAAAAGGUUAAGUGUUGAAGUCACAACAUUAUUGCAUAGACAAUGGACAAGGCUAUCAGUAUAUUCAUAUUGUGCUUUUUGUGGCAGGAAGUUUUUGUUUCCAGUCAACUUUCAAAUCCCUCAGCAUCGCUAGAGAAUGGUAAUGUAAAACUGACUUUUAAUGUACCAACGAGCCUUAGAGAAGAAUUAACUGUUAUCAAACUAGAUCAUGGUGACGGAAGUCGAUCACAAAAUGUUUUAUUCAUCUACAAAGCUGACUUUAGCACUAAAGUUGAAGCGACCUUUGCAAACAAGUUAACUGUAACAACUUCAGCCUCAGAAAGAAAGGUUGAGGUGGCAUUUCCAGGUGUCCAGUCAGGUGAUGCAGGCAUGUACCAGUGUUGGGAUGGUGCAGGAGCUUCUGGAACUGUGCUACCUAACUGUGGUCAUAAACUGAUUAUUGUUAGAAAACCCAAGCCACCCAGUAUCCUUUCACUGACCAGUGCUCUAGAAGGGCAAACACUAAAACUUUCCUGUAACACUAGCUCUACAAGUUUACCACCUGACCAUGGACUUAACUCAAACAUACUUUGGAGAGAUGAACAAAAUACUAUCAUUGGUAUACCUGCUGGAAGCAAGUUUGUUAUGAAUGCUGACGGCCAUCUUGAAAUACUGAACAUACAACGUCUUGACAGAGGGCGUAAAUUUACAUGUACAUCAUCAGACAAGGCUGAUAAUAUCAAUAAUGCACCAGUCUCUGACCCAAGUCUACCUUAUGAGAUCAAGCCUGAAUACAAACCUUCGUCCAGUGAUAUGGUCCUGGAUCCAGCAAUUGUAAGUGAUUCCAAGAUUGUAAAGCAAGAGAAUGAAGACUUGACCAUCACUUGCACUAUAACCUGUGAACCAGCCUGUUCUGUCCAGUGGUCAUUUCAAGCUUAUGCUUCCUCCAGUUUCAGUCCAGUACAACUGAGUGAGUCUCACAUUUUAAAUCUGAAAGUAAAACAAACAGAUCAAGGAACUUACAGAUGUACUGGUACCAACAAAUAUGGAGAAACUUAUAAAGAGUUUCAACUAGAAGUUCAUUACAUCAAUACCCCUGUGGUCAGGGUUAAUGAGAAGACAGAAGACAGUAGCAGAGUUGUAGAGAAUGAGCAAGUUAGACUUUACUGUACCAUUGAUGCUAAACCAGUGCCAAAGAUCACCUGGAACUCUCCAACUGGAGUUUUGGUGUCAGAAGAAGGAAAACCUUCUCCCCAAGUCUCAAGCAGAGUUUUACAAAACAAUUACACCAGUUCCUACACUCUGAACUCUGUCCAAUGUGAAAACAGUGGGAUGUAUUCUUGUGAAGGCCAUAACAUUGUCAGCUCAGUGGAGAGAAAGAUAAACAUCCUUGUCAUGUGUCCACCAAGUUCAUCCGCCAUUCCUGCCUUAGCUUUGGAACCAGAAUAUGUUUGGGAAAUGUCCAAAAGCUUAAGUUUUUCUUUUGUGAUCAAAGCUUUCCCAGAACCUGAAGUGAUCAGAGUUAUUUCAAUGGUCAAUGAUAUCUCACGUACAGAAGAAAAAAACAAAGAUAUCACCAUAACAAAGUCUAGCAAGUAUGAUGGGAAAGAUUACCUGACAAAAUUUACAUUUACUGUCAUUAGAACACUUGACAUGAAUGACAAAGAUAGAACUUUUAAAAUGACAUUUGAAUCCUCAGAAUUUAAAAGAGAUUUACAAUUUAUCAUCAGACCCAGAGGUCCACCCCAACCAGUGACCAAUAUAACCACAGUAGACAUCACACACAACUCUGUGAAAAUAUUUUGGUUUGCUGCUUUCAAUGGAGGGGAACAGCAAUAUUUCAAUGUGGAAUACAGACAUUUGACUGAGUCUUCCACUUCUCCAUGGACUACUGGUGCAAAAGAUAUCAAAGAUCUUCACCUUUCUGGAAUGUGGACAGAAGCAGUGAUACAAAAUCUAGGCUCCAGUACAGACUACGAGUUUAGAAUAGUUUCCACUAAUAGCCUUGGUACUGCACAAUCUCUACCAUUCAGAGUCAGAACAUUGGAAGGUCCUGCUGAAGCUCUCUCAGGUGGUGCCAUUGCUGGUAUAGUCAUUGCUGUCCUUAUCAUCAUAGCUAUUGUGCUUAUUGUUCUCUAUGUUUUCAUCUACAGAAGGAGAUGGGGAAAACAAAAAGAAACAGGAGAGACCAGGAAAGCUAUGCUGCCUGCAGGUCUGACCAAAGUCUUCAAUAGAGCUCCUAAGAGCAAUGUGAAACAGGAACCAAAUGGAAUGAGUCAGUCUUCGGCACCUAGUGAUAAAUCCAAACAUGCUUCAAUAUUCAAAACUAAGAAACUGUUACAUCCUAAAUCAAAACCUAAGGAGUUAUACCCCAAUAGGAAGAACUCUGAGGAAGAGAGUGACAAUGAGAGUUAUGAUGAUGAUCGCUUCCAACAGGAAGAUGGGGACUACAUCAAUACUGAUCUGAGACCAAUGGAGCCUGAUAGAGAUGAGUAUUUGAAUGCUGGGGAUUUGAGACGCCAAAAAGAAUACAAUCAAAAAGAGGCAGACAAAAAGAGGAAUAAAGAUGCUCUGAACUAUGUUUCUAUUGACUUUGACAACAUCCAGAAAGCUAGGGAUAAAAAGAAAAAGAAGAAAAACAAAGAGUUACCACCCCGUGAGACUGGACCUUACUCUGAGAUUGACUUUGAAAAGACACAAGCCCUACGGCAAAAAAUGUUGGCUGAAGAAUCGACAGAGCAAAUGUUGGCUGCAGAAUCACCGGAGCACUUUGAGAAUGAACCCAGUGUGGACACUAGCGCUGAGGAUAAUGAUGACAGGAAGCGACAGCCUUUGGAGCUUAUGGGAACAGCUGUGUGAGAAAAUUGUGGUUCUUUCUUUGUCUUCUGGUCAAAGUUCAUUUAAAUGUAAAUAAAGCUCAAAGGUUGUGUGCAUAUACUUAACAAAACAAACAUUUUGAUGAUGUAUUUGUUGUUGUAUUUGCAAAUAUUGGCUCGUUUCUUUGAGAGAGUAUAUUAUACAAAGCAUUUUUGGUGGCUGUUAAGACCAAGUUCAAUACAUAUUGGAAUAAUUGUCAUCAUCUCUGUACAUAUAUAAACAUUUUUAAAGGUGUGUUUUACAAGGUUCUUGUAAAUAUUGUGUGUACAUUUGUAUUUCUUGUUUGUACACAUGUGUUUGUAUGUGCAUCAACUUCCUGCCAUAAAAUAAUCUGAGAUAUUUUGAAUGUGGAUUGUGGAUGUGCCUUGGAAAGCUUUGAAGAUAAAUUGUUAAUUGAGAUUGAUGCUUUGUUCAUUUUACUCCUAAUUGCUAUUUUUUUUAAAACUAUAAAUGACAUUAGUUUUUAAGGAGGGUAGCAAUGGCCACUGCACUGUCUACUUAAUAUUCUAGUAUGCCAUGUGCCUCUACAGUUAUGAAGGCUAGUAGCAUUUUUGCUUAUACAUAAUAAUUUAAGGAUGCCUUGGUGUGCUGAACAAUACAUUUAAGUUUCAAAUUGGCUUUUAAUUUUGAAUGUUACUUGAUACUUGUUUAUUUUUUUUUUUAAAUCCUCAAUAUAACAAAUGCAACAGUUGAUUCAUUAGUUUGUUUUUAAAUACUUCAAGUAUACAAUCAUCUAGGUAAACAGAAAUGUGCAAUACUUAUAUUUACACUACUUUCUACUAUUGAGUCACACUAUGCCCGUUCCUUCAUCUUAAAAUAUAUACCUAGAGACAAAAAAUGUAAGUUUGAUUUGAUUGGUCACAAUAGCAUUUUAUUUUUAGGUCAAUAUUUUACUUUAGUAUUUUAGAGGGAUGUAGUUGCACUAAUAAUAAUAAUAAGGUUUGUCUUUGAGUCCGAAGAUUAGUGAGGAAUGCAGUAUUUCCCAUGGCUGCGCAGCCCCAGCUGUAACCUACAUAUUUUGCCACUCCCAGGGCAAGCAUAAUCAUUGUCCGCAGGUGGUCAAUUUAGAUUUUCUUUUUGCCGUCUGCGUCUGUCCUCUGCAGCAGAUUUUCUUUUGGUCUCAAAUGUGUAUCCCGCAGCCUUUGUGAGUGACCUCUAGCUGUCUCAUUCUGAGGCCUCUUCUAUGUCCGCUAAGGCAAGUUGGCACCAAAGUCUGCCAUAGUAAAAGGUGAAAUCUAUUAUUGUCUUACCCAUGAUAACUAUUACUUCAUAUGUAGUUUGUAAUCUUUUGUCCACGUUUCCUUAGAUAGUUUCCUGUGAAGUAACAAGCACUGGAAAUUUUAAUCAAAGACUACAUUAUCUUCAUUGGGGGCUACAUUAGGUGGACCUCCCGUAUUCCAAAAGAGGAAACUUCUAGAACAUUAAUCAUGCAAUCUAGUUGUUGUUCAUGUCUAUGAAGAUGAUAUUUCUUGUUAUUCAUUCCUAACUCAGGAUGACAAAAAGUGGAUCUUUUGGAUGUUCUGGGUUUAUCUCCAGUUUCCAAGGAGACAAAGUAGAAUGUUAUGGUAUACAGCUAAUUCAAAAUUAUGUUUUUCUCUCUUCUUGCAGUUGUACACAUUCUCAUUUCCUAGUAACAAUUGAUAUUAUUUGAAGUUUGAUUGGUAUGUAAAGUGGUGACAUUUGCUUAAAACUUUUUAGUUAGCUUAAUUUAUUCUGUAAAGACCUGUAACACUUACAUUCUAGACAUACUAUGAACUAUAUAGGUUAGUGCAAUUUAGAGAAUUCAUUAACAUGACCAAGCCUUGUGCUUCAGCAUUUACAAGUUGAAUAAUUACAACAAACACAUAAUUAUAGUUAAAACCAAAGUAUCUUUUAAUAUAUGAUUUUUUAAAACACUAAGACCAAUAACAAUUAACAAUGGUCUUCUUGAUGUUCUUGUUGGUCAGUUUCAUUCCAUUAACACUGUUUCUUGUAUAGACAAGACUUUUGUCCAGCUCAACAUGUUACAAUAGUAUAGACGAUUAUGAUUGUUUUGAGGGUUCUUAAUUUGAAAUGUGAUCCUUGAGUGGCGUACAUAGAAAAACCCCCCACUAAAAUUCUACCUGAUAAUGUGAUAAGCUUCAUGGCAUAUUAAUGAACUAAAUAAGAUUUCUGUCAUGCAUCUGAUUUAAUAUCAGGAUAUUCUCAACUAAGACAAAUAUUUUUGUUAAGUUCAUUAUAUAUUUUUAUAAAAACAAGAGAUUAUAACCAAAUGAAUAAAUUUAAUUCACUUAUUUUCCCUUUGGAAAUCUUGAACAAGAAAUGUACAAUACAAUAGAAUGGACCAAACAAAUGAUCUUAUAUUUUAAGACUUUUUUUUAUAAAGACAUUCCACUUCACUGUUUUGAAAUAACUUUUGAACCAAUGUCUGCUGAUUACUUACUUGAUCCUAUAUGUGUGUUUAUUGAAUUGAAGAAGCUAAAAAACAUUUGAGUUUGCCUUGAUGUUCAAGAUAUUUAUGAUUUGUUCUGAAAAGUGCCUCAUACAUUGCCUCAUUGUAUACAUUCCUUUGUCCAUUCUCUCAAUUGAAAGUAAGAGCAGAAUUAAGCCAAUAAAUCCUAUUCCUAAUAUUGUUAGGUAUUGUUUGAAUCUCACUGGAGUAUUAAAAGAAUUAUGUGUUUACAGGAAUGAGUAACAUUAUCAGUCAUUCUGCAAACUGAACUCAUGUAUUCAAUAUUAUCACCUGACUCUUUGAUAGAAUGUAUCCACACAUUUUGCUUCAGCAUAUAAAGAUGUUUCAUAUAUUAGUUAUUCAAGGUUGUAUGAGAUGUACAGGGUUUUUAUUUAUGUGUGACUUUGUGUAUAGUAUACAACCUGUUAACUUCAUGGCAUUCAUCUAGGAUACCAGAUACAUGUUACAAAUUGUAAUUGUACAUUUUCUAAUUAUGAGCAUUAAGCCUUUUUUACAGAACAUUUUGCUAUUUUGAGAAUAAAGAAACAGAUUUUUUUUUAUAUCUACAUUCUACAAGCUUCUUUUUAUGCUGUGUCUCACAUAUUUUUUAGAAAUAUAUGUGUAAACUAUAUUCACAAAUUGUGAAGGUAGUUAUAUAAAAUGUGUACGUCUUUGUAAUUAUAGUAACAUUCCUAAUUCAUUUAAUGUUAUUACAAAUAUAACAUUUAAUCAGUGCUAUUUCUCAAGCUAAUCCACCAUCACAUAUCCCACAGAAUGUACAACUGGAUAAAGGAAUAUCUAAAUCAUCGAAAAGCUUGAGUUUGCAUGCAAGGGCAAAGAGGUCACACAGUGGGUAUAAAAAUGGCGUCCCCCAAGGAGGAGUCCUAUCCCCAACACUUUGCCUAAUAUUCAUAAACAAUCUAAAUCAAAACCUACCAAGAAAAGUUAAAAGCAGCAUGUAUGCAGAUGACCUUGCCGUAAUUAGCACAGAAGAAUAUGUGGGAACAUCGAAAUUUCGCUUACAAGAUGCUCUCGAUAAACUCAAUAAUUGGACCAAAGACUGGGGCAUGUCCAUCAACUCAAAAGGGAGGGCAAAUUCCACCCACUGAUCAGGCUGUAAGCUUUCAUCAAGCCCUGGCUAUAAUACAAAAAACAAAAUGGAAAAGUGGUUUGAGUGCUGGGACAAGUCCCAAAAAGCCCGUGGAGUCUGGGAGCGCAUGAGGCCCCUGGCCGCACUUCCCCGUGGUGGAGGCUGUCCAGGCUUGAGCAAGCUAUUAUAGCACAGUGCAGGACAGGCCACUGUCCUGUUGGCUCAUAUUUCUCGCGGCUAUGGCCAAAUUUUGAUUCACGGUGCCCCCGCUGCGGGGAAGAAGAGGAAACCGUGCCUCAUAUUCUGUUUGACUGCCCCAGACUUGCUGGUCUCCGUCUCGACAGGUCUGGGAAACCCAAGGUUCUCGACCUGUAUGGCGACAUUUAUGCACUAUGCAAGACAGCAGGGUUUCUGUCCAGGGCUUUUGCAAGAGAGGAUUUGAGCCUCUCAAGCCCUCACUCUAAUGGAGUUUGAUGAUGAUGACAUAUGUAACACAUUUUAACCUAAGAUGAAAAGGUAUAUGUUUCUUUAACUAAAUCUUUGUAUCAGUAACUAAUGAAAUCAAAGGCAACAUGAUACAUUUAGGACUCACUACUUGUGAUAACUUGGACUGGAAGCAGUAAUUUCCUUACCAGAGCCUAUUCUGUAAUCAACAAAAAAUAAAUUUAUCCUCUCUAUACUCUAAUAUGUAUUGUUAUGAGUGUGUUUACAUCAUGACUGUGUCUAGUUCUACUCUAUACUUCUUUCUGUCAUGUUAUCAAUCAUACAAAAAUAUUUUUAGUUUUUCUCUUUAAAAAAAUUAUUCUAUAAUAAUUUGUUAAAAAUAAAUUAUUUUCUUUUCAUGAA